Messenger RNA from Artibeus jamaicensis (Jamaican fruit-eating bat), 1999 nucleotides. It is a transcript of the gene MEPE, whose product is annotated as matrix extracellular phosphoglycoprotein. Gene Ontology annotation, molecular function: extracellular matrix protein binding. Bases 56 to 1795 code for a protein of 579 amino acids. The transcript has 5 exons. Gene Ontology annotation, cellular component: extracellular matrix. Gene Ontology annotation, biological process: biomineral tissue development. Lineage: Eukaryota; Metazoa; Chordata; Mammalia; Chiroptera; Phyllostomidae. The record is from RefSeq and is a predicted model, not a curated record.
GAUGGCUGAGCAGCUCUGCUGCUCUGAUCAACACUGCUCUAGCUGACCUGAAGCCAUGGUAGACUCUGCCUUCCUAGAUGCUGACCCCCUGGACAGGGACCUGAUCUGGACUCUUGGGACUCAGAGAUUCUCAAAGAUGCAAAUUAUCUGUUUGGGACUACUUCUUUUCUGUCUGACCUGGGCGGAACCAAUGGUUCAACCACAGGCUGGGAAAACUAAGCAAGACUGUGUGGAAGAACAGAGGAUAACGUACAAGGGUCACCAUGAGAAACAUGGGUAUUAUAUUAAGUGUGGUUACACAUCAUCUGGGAGGAAAAAUCAAACUAACGUGAAGCAGGAAGGAAAAAACAAAGACAAUACCACUCUUCACCAUUCUGGCAAGAGAAGAAAUCAAGAGCCAUCAUCUAAAGAAAACAUUGUGCAAGAAAGAGAGAAAGAUUUGUUCCUUCUUGGAAUCAAUAAAAAUAACCAGAUUAGUAAACCCCCAAAUCCUUUUGAAAAUAGACAGACAAUGAAUGAAGACUAUAGUAUUAGUGACAAUGAAAAUGCUGGCAAUAACCUAAAGAUGCCCAUUUACCCUGAAUCCACUGGGAAUAAUAGGCCUGAGGAUGGAGACAACGUUGUCAGUGAACUGCAUGACCAAGAAGAAUACGGUGCAGCUCCCGGCAGAAAUAAUAUGCGACAUAUAAUGGAGCCAGAAGCUGUGAUUAAACGGUUGGGGGAAGAAAACAAAGAGAUCAAACCCACAAAUAUUGAAAGCAAAAUCCCAGCAAGUGUGCACGAUGCUAAGGGUCUCUCAAAAAGUAAGAAGAAUUAUCAAAGAGAUCCACAAGCCACAAAUAUUUCAGUAAAAAGCAAAAGUACCCACCAUAUCCACCACAAGACUGACCAUCUAAAACAGUUCCCAAAACUCAAAAACAUCCCCAGUGAUUUUGGAGGCAGUGGCUAUCCAGAUGUUCAAGAGAAGGGGGAAAACGACAUCCCUCCUUUCAGUGGAGAUGGCCAACCUUUUAAGGACGUUUCCGGUAAAGGAGAAGCUAUUGACCCUGACUUAGAAGGUGCAGGUAUUCAGACAGAGUUUUCUGGCCCCGGUGAAGCUGAGACUAUUAACCCUGAAGCAGGAAGCCCGGAUUAUAAUGACAUCCCAGAAAAAGCAGAAAGUGGCAGAAAUGCCAUUGGAGCCAGGGAUGAAACAGGACAAGAGGCAAGUACCGCUGGUGUAAGCCUCGUGGAGGGCAGCAAUGACAUCAUAGGCAGCACUAAUUUUAAGGAACUCCCUGGAAAAGAAGGAAACAGAGUGGACGCAGGCAGCCAGAAUGCUCACCAAGGGAAAAUAGAGUUUCAUUACCCUCAUGUGCCCUCAAAAGAGAAGAGAAAAGAAGGCAGUAGUGAUGUAGCUGUAAGUACUAAUCAUAAUGAAAUUCCAAAAAACGGCAAAGGGAGUAGUAGAAAAGGUACAGAAUAUUUUAACAGGAAUCAAGUGACCUCAAAUGAAAAUCAAAGAUUUCCAAGUAAGGGCAAAAGUCCGAGCCGGCUCACUCCUUCUCAUGGUCUGGACAAUGAAAUUAAAAAUGAAAUAGGUUUCCACAGUGGCCCCAAUAACGAGAGGACUAUAACGACACACAGCGGGAAAAAUCAGUAUCCAGCCCACAGACAAAAUAACUCUGCACCACGAAGGAAAGGCUCCUGGGGCUACAGAAAGCCCCAUGCCCACAGGAGGUUUAGGCCCCCUAAAAACCACGACAGCAGUGAGUCCUCUGACAGUGGCAGCUCGAGUGAGAGUGACGGUGACUAGUUCACCAGUAAUUCCCAGCAGGAGGAAGGUUCGAAUGCCUGGACACCCGGGAGCUGCGGUGAAGGAGAGCCAUCUGAGAGCAGACCAGGUGAAGACUGAGAGAGCAGGGAAUUGAGUAAACCUCCGGGGGAGGACUGUUGCUACUUUAGUGGUCAUAGUAUAGAAUUCUAUCCAAAGUUACGAUGCGUUAUCAAAUCUAUUUGA